Molecule: messenger RNA, 4590 nt
Organism: Papilio xuthus (Asian swallowtail)
Lineage: Eukaryota; Metazoa; Arthropoda; Insecta; Lepidoptera; Papilionidae
Exons: 21
Coding region: 330-4565 (1411 amino acids)
Biological process (GO): regulation of DNA-templated transcription
Cellular component (GO): nucleus
Molecular function (GO): transcription coregulator activity
Source: RefSeq, a predicted model, not a curated record
UAAUAAUAACGACUGAUACGAUUCCGUGCUGAUGUCCGUUUUUUUUGCAAAAAGCCGCUUGUUUUCAUGCUAAAUUGAAAAGUAUAAUCUUAGAACUCAAAUCUAAGUUUGGUAUUUGCUGGACUACAACAAUUUAAAAGUGUAAAUCUUAGGAGUUAUUAUCGUGGUCUAUUGAACAACUUGUGCCGAUUUGCGACAAAAAAAACAAUUCGUGUUUGUGAUUAUUAUUUAUAUACUAUGUGUAGCCUAAGUUUAAAAUUUAUUAAAUUCUUAGUAUUCACUAGUUCAUAAUUUUAAAAAGAACAGUUGACACUAGUAAGUUUAGAAUUAUGAGUGAAGCAGAAAAUAAUAUUCAUAGCUCAGAUAAUUCAUCUGAAUCGGAUAAGUCUCCGAAAAAAUCAAUUUCAGAAAAUAACACUAAAUUGAAUGUAAGAACGAGGCUUCGGAAAAGAAAACGGUUGGACUCAAGUAGUUCUGAAGGUGAUGAUGGUGUACUCACAGAGAAUUCAUUCCAAAUGGAAAAGAAUGUCCAUGCGUCAGCUAUUAAAAAUAACCUGGAUGAUAUUAGUGUUAAGAAAAUACUUAAGAAAGUAGUCACAAAUGAUCAUGUAUUAGCUCUUGUAAAGUUAAGGGAAGAAGAAGAAGAAAUUUUGGAAGAAAAAAUCAGACCAAAAUUAACUAGAGCUAAAGUAAAAGAACUGAUGAAAGAUUUACCAAAAUCAACUGGAUGGAAUUUAGAGAAUUUAGAAUUGACACCAAUCAAACAUAUUCCAGUGAAAACAAGGCCUGAAGUGAAAGCUCUCAUAGCCCAGGAGUUGCCGGAGGAUGAAGAUGAUGAUGAGUAUCAACCCACUCAUGAUGAUGUCCAGAGUGAUGAUGAACACACAGUGGAAUCUAGUAGCGACGUAGACUCGUUGCCAAGAACACCAGCGACUCCAAAAUCACAGAGCCUUGUGUCCCCGAAAGUUGUUAAAGACGGCCCAUUUAAAGUACCACAAAACAAAGCAACGCCUAUACGUCGCAAAUUAAAUUUAGAAGAAGAAGCCACAAUAGCACUCAGAACUAGAUCUAAGUUAAGUUUAUCGGCAACACCAAUAGAGCAUAUAGAGAGUUCAUUCAUUCCACCUGAUGAUGUACCUACAGUGGAUGUGGACGAUCCUGUAUGGAAUGAAUUCUUAGAGGAGUGCCUCAAUCCAGCCUCCGCUUUGGUCAAGAAUGAAGAUGAUGAUGAAGCAGAUCCAGAAUAUAAUGUUGCAGCGGACCCUGAUAUACAUGAUGAUGACGAGGAAGUGUUAGAUAAUAGUAUAAUAAAGAUAUCAAAGAAGGAACUCAAUGAUUUGAUGACUGAAUUGUUCAAUAUAAUGCCGGAGCCUUCCGCUGAGGAAAUUGCAAGUAAAGUAACUGGGAAAAAUGCUGCAGAGAAUGGUGUUUGGGAGGGUAAGCAAGAACCAAAAUCUGAGGAGGAGAGUGCAUCAAAUACUAUAAACAGAAAUAGUACACAUUUCUCUAUUGGUAAAAUUGAACCAGAAGAUAUAGAAAGAGAACGAAGAGAUGAAAACAAUAAAAUAAAAGAGAGCAAGAAAGAGAUAGAGAAUGAAGUAACCAUGGUAACGACGGUGAAUGAAAGUCAAACUGCAUGGAAUACAAUGCCAGUAACAAUUAUAGGAGAACAGAUAUCAUUAGCUACACUCAUACCCGCGCCGAAUGUGGUGGUUGUGGUGGAAGAGGCUGCGGGAGUGGAUGGUGGGGUUGCAUCUGGUGCGCAGUCUCCGCCGCCGCAGCCGCCGCUGGUGCUGCAGGCGGAGCACACCGACCAGCCUUUGGUCAUCGUGCAGCUCUCCGCUGAACCCUCAGUAUUACCAGAACAGAUAUUAAUACUCGAGCAACAGAUUCGACAACACGUUCAGUUGGCUGCAUCCAACUUUCUGCAGUUAUUCACACAUCCCACAUACUGGUCUUAUGCACCUAAAUAUAAAGAAUAUUUGGAAACGUUAAACAAUUUGGCUUCUGCUAACCAUAAAUCUGUAGUAAACGUGUGUAACUUGAAGCCCGCCCUGGACCUCGUCACCACUUGGGAGAAUACCGUCUCUCAAGUCACACCAGAAAACACCGCCAUGGUUGAACAUAUCAAAAAAGAAGUUCAAAGAAGUCGCAACCGUAGCGCGUCGUGUUCUCUACACAUCGGUGACUUCCACGACACGCUGAAGGACGUGGUGGCCAACAGCUGCGUGUUCCUCUACCCGCACCUGCUGCCGCCCAUGAUGUACCGUCCUGACUCACUCAAGAGGUUCAAGUUCCUGCCGCCGGAGGAUAGACUGAUAGCUCUGGGUCUGGACGAGUUCUGGUCGUACGUUGAAGAGAACCCUGACCUGUACCCGCUGCGGAGCGGUGGUGGUAGUGGUGGACGCGCGGGGCUGAAGGCGGCGGUGCGGCUGCUGUGCCGCUACAUGCUGACGUGGCUGGCCCCGCACACGCUGCUGCACCACGUGCGCUACGUGCGCCGCAACGACAAGGAGAACCCCAUAUGUAAAUUCUUCGAGUCCCGCAAGGUGGAAGCUGUGCAGCACAAGCUGCUGCCGUACAACCCGCGGAUAACUCUGUACGAGCAGCCAGAGUACGAGAUGCCUCGGAUAUGGCUGAGACACCUCGCUAAGACAAGCAAACGAUUUAGAGAUCAUCUGUACGGUCGUAAAACAAGCACAGUACAACCGCGAGGUGUUGAUAUUGCAUUGGGGAAACAAAUAAUACCAGAGUUAAAGAAACCUUUGCCCAAUGAUUUUAUAAAAAUCAAGAAAAAACCCAUCUCAUAUAUAACACCUGAGACUUCAGAACAAAAUGAUACUCAAAUAAUUUAUAUAGAAAAAGCUAAUAUAAAUACGUCGGAUGUACAAAAUAUAACAAAUGGCACUAUCACAGUUAAUUCUGUCUCGCAACCGAUAUGUAGUACAUCCGAAACAACACAAAACAAUAUAACAAACACUACGGAACAAAAACAAGAAAACAAACAUCAAAUUAAAACAAAAAACAAACAAAAUAUAUCAGAAAAACAUUGUAGUUGUUGCGUUUUAUUAAGAAAAAUAUGUAAACAAAGACAGACUUUGAUAACAGAAUAUAUAAAACCAAAACAAAAUCGUGUAAUAAAAUGCCCAUGUAAAUGUAUACAGAGACCAAAAGUAACAAAUAAAUUAAGAAUGCUGUUAAGAUUUUUCAAACAUCGUUCAAUGUACGUCCACAAAUAUAUGUCACAAAAACUAUCGCAAUGUAAUGAUAAAAACGGUCUCAACUCCAAUUUAAAAGAUGACAGUAUUUUUGAAAUUGAUGAUAUCUCAGAUCCUAAUGAUUUAGCAUUUGCGACAACAUUACAAAUGAAAAUGUUAAUCAGACUGUCAUUAGCAAGAAAUCCAUUUAUUAAGAAAAACGCUUACAUAAAUUUAUCUAAAUUCGAUGAAGAAACAGACGAUCCUGUCAAAUUAGCUAAAGCUUUAGAGAAGAUAUUCGAUGUGGAACUCGUGGAUAUAUUUAAAGAGUUCCUCAGAUGUCUGACACCGGAGCAGGCGGACAAGAUAAAUAGAUUUAAGGAUUAUUUCACACAAGCCUGUGCCCCGGAUCUAGUUAAAAGGAUAUCGGAAGAAGUGACAGACAAAAAGAAGAGACACGCGCUACUAUCUCGGCUGAUCGUAACGUUCACGGACAACAAGGCGUCCGCGUGCGACAUCUGCACAGAUCUGCUGAGACACAUGGACGGACACGCACACCUCGCUACUCACACCUUCAAUCUUUUCCCCCAUAGGAGGCUGGACAGCAAAAAUGAAUCACAGCCAGUUAAAUGUCUAACGGAAUCUGAACCAAAUAAUAGUGUAACCACCAGAACGCAAUGUGAGCCAGUAAAAAACGUAACCUCUAACAAUGAACAUGAACCAAUUGAAACUAUAACUAAUUGCGUUGAACGAGAACCAGUUAUAUCUGUAAACCCAGUAGAAUCUAAACCAAUUUCAUCAGUCACCACUCGCAGUAUGAGUAAGGAAAUGCAGGACCAGCCAUCUGGUACCCCAGAUGAAGAAAUCGCACGACGACGCGACUCUGAGCAUGAGGUCAGAUUGACCAUAUGCGAAGAACCGGAAGCUAUGGACUGUGACCAUCAUCAUUCAAACCCUGAUAACAGAAAUGGUAAAGAUCUGAAUACCAAAGAAAUAGACAACGAACAGUCUGAGAGUCAAAUUAAUGAAGAAAAAUACAUUCCAAUUGAAGAAUAUACGGAGGAUAUGUCUGACAGUGAUGGUAAAAAAUUGAAUGUGAGUGACAUUAAGAUUGAACUGGUCAUGUCUGACGAUGAAACAGUAAAACAAGAGGCCCCUGAGUGGCAAAGGUCUGAAGACAGAUUAAUACUUGAAGUACUAAAACAGUCUUUUACCCGCGAGGAGCGCAAAAAUAAAACUAUCCUGGAUAUUGUUGAAGAAAUGAACGUUUUACAAAUCAUAACCGAUAGUUUGCCUCAUAAGUCAGUCAAAGAUGUAACAGAUCGUGUUAUGUAUUUAUUAGAUAUGUUGGUAAUAAGUGAAAACUGAGUUUUUUAUAUAUUAAUUUAUUUAA